CGCGCGCGCGCGCGCGCUCAGUCCGCCAUGCGGUGUUGGAGAGAGAGGAGCCCGGUGCUUGUCGUCCGUCCAGCCGGUCCGGUCGCGUCCCGCUCUACACGAGACGUUGCGCGCGGGAACCUCUGAACCUCUCGGACGACGCCGUCGUCUUUGCGAGCGUCGAGACUCCGCGGUGUCGUCUGCUGGAGACCAGUGAUCAGCAAGUGUUUGUGCUGCGGUCGGUUCCUCAUUUCUGUGCCUGAUGACAGGCGGGUGUGUAUGGCCGCGCUGAACGCGUGUGUGGGUUUUUCGACGCCUGUUUGGAUUACGUUCUCAAGAUGCGACCGGCUCGAGCGCUGGUGCUAGCCGUGCUGACCGCUGUUCUCGUUGGCUGUGCGGCUACCUCGGACAUCCACCGCGCCGACAUUGGCGUGCUCGUGGACCUGCACGACGAUGGACACGGCCAGGGUGCGGCUCGGCGCACGCGCUGCAGCGUGCUCAACGUGGCCGCCGUGCAGCCCGUGCUGGCCGCGCGGUGGGCCGCGCACGUCGUCUCCUCGCAGGCGCACCAGGUCGCCGUCGACGUGCGGGUGUUCGACACGUGCGCCGACCCGGCCACCGCGCUGCGGGACACGUUCCUCGCCGUCAGGGAGGCCAUCGAGCAGCAGGACGUGCCCCUCCUGGGCCUGGUGGGGCUCGGGGACGCCGAGGUGGUCGGCGAGACCGUGAGGACGCUCAACGCGUUCCAUAUCCCGCUGGUGCUCGCCUCGCCCCGCCUCGCCGAGAUGGUGCCCCCCGAGAGCAACACGCUCACCACCGCGCCCGACAUGGCGAGCAUCGUGCAGGCCGUGGUUGAGCUCGGGAAGGCCCUGGGCGUGACAUCUAUUUCGGUGGUGUCGUCGUGCCCGCACAGCCUAACUCGCUUCAGGCACGACCUGGAGGCGCGUGACAUGCGCCUAGGCCGCGUGUUGCAGGUCAAGAAGCACUUUGCCAUCCUGGGCGAUGUUGUCCGAAAGUUUCUUGAGGAGGGGGAGGAAGGCGAAACUGUUGCUUUGGUGCUUGAACCCGAAGAAAUUAGUGGCCUAGCUCAAAGUUUACGCAGUUACCGUAUUGCAUCUCGCAGAUUGCAGCUCAUUACAGGAACAAUUGGACUAAACCAUAACUUGAUGCGUCUCUGGAGGAACUUGUUUGCAGGAUCGUUCCUCAUUGAACCGCACAUGCCGGAGCUACCUGAUUUCCGUAACUACCUUUUGUCUACCUUCAGAGAGGCCCAAACAAAUGUGAAUGAAACCUUGGUGAGAGAAUACAUGUCAGUUGUGUACAGUUGCCACUGGUUCGAUGAUCUAGAAACUGCUCAGAAGCACUGUAAAAAUUUGUCAAUGAUGGAACUCUCACAUAAGCUCCAAAUCAAUCCUGAGGUUACAUUUGUUGUGAAAGCUGUGUCAGCCUAUUCAGCUGCACUAUUUUUGUUGAGAGCAUCUCGUUGUGAGAAGAGUGGAAUGACCAAGUCUUGUCUUGACUUGCUAUCACCCUAUUCGCGCCAGGCUACCUCUGAGUCUACACCUCCAUCACUGGCUAGGAGUGAUCCUCCAGACAGCACUAGUCUGCAGCAAGAAAUGCUAACAAUGCUCUCUCAGUUGAGCUUACCAUCUGGACAUGACGCUCCAUUUGAGCUCUCUGGCACCAGAAGACAUCUCACUCAUGAUGGGAGACUUGUAGCCAACAAAUAUUCAGUUGCUCGUAUCAAUGAGGAAGGCGAUGUGGUUGGGAUUGGCUGGUAUUCUGAUGAUAAGGGUCUUCUAAUUGACUCAUCCAUGCAGCGUGUUGCCAGUGCCCAACGAAAGGCCUCCACAUCUGAUAGGAAACAGCCCAGAGGAUUCUCCUCAGACUCUACUUAUCCCAUGUUCCAAAAUGAACCUCAGUUGGAUAGCCUGACUGUUGUUGGGGAGGGUGUUGAUGCUAGAAAAGUGGCACCAGACAAUUAUCUAGGGCGACUUUGGGCAACCAUUAUGGUGGCAGUGGCUGCUGUAGGUACAAUGGUCACACUUUUCAUCCUGGUUUAUGUCCUCAUUAAGAUAUGUGAUGGAACCCUUGCUGGGAAUCAAUCCCUUGGAGUGCUUCUCCUCCUGGGUAUUAUGACCUUAUUUGCUUGUGUUGUACCAUUUGUUUUACCUGUGAGUGAAACUAAAUGUGGUGUCCGAGUAAUGAUCUACCCAGUAGCUUUGGCUCUUUGUUAUGGAAUCCUACUUGUCAAAGUCAUGCAGCUGAGGUCACUGGUCCUUCUUGGUUUGGGUGGCAGGAUUUCUUACCUGAACCAAUAUAUCAUCCUAUUCUUCAUUGUCCUAGUCCAGGUUGUUAUCAAUGUCCAAUGGUACAUGACAAAUGGGCCCCACCUACGAGUAGACACUGAAGGAACCGCUUACUGUGUUGUGCCACGCUCAGAUUUCUUGAUGUUGCACACAUAUAUAGUUAUUUUGGUUAUUCUUGCCUUUGGUUAUGGCUUGUCUGUGCUGAAAAUCCGUCGUAACUACAAGGAAGGACGUUGGGUGACCCUUGCAGCUUUUCUCUCAUUGCCUAUUUUGGUGGUGUGGGGUCUGGUGUUUGGACUUGCAGCAGAACGCUAUGAUGAACUGACAACUUGCAUUGCUCUCAUGCUUCUCGCCAUGAUUCUCAUCCUAGCAGUCUUCAUCCCCAAGAUGAGUACCAUCUCAAAACGGGCCAAAGACUUUAAACAUAAGAAGAUGCAUGUGGGUGCUGAUUCAGUCAAUACUAUUUUUACCAACUUCUCUGAUCUGCAGAGGUCAUCUUCUAGACUUCAUCCUCACCACAGCAGAAGACCAGGUUCUGGGCAUGCUCCGGUUCAUAUUUCAAGAUCAUCCCCUAUGGCUGCUGUGCCUGCACACACACCUCAUUUAUUGCAGCACAACAAGCAUCUCUCUGUUCCUCAUAUGGCUGAUGCCUACUCAGAUUAUGUUACUAAGAACCCAAUUUAUGAAGUUACAAAUGGAGCAUACCCAUAGGAUUCUAAAUUUUGAAGUGGUGAGUGUGAUAUUGGUUCCAUACCACAUGUGAUGUACAAUUUAAAUUUUAAGACUGAUUUAAAGUGCCCUUCCGUUAUCAAUUACUGCAUUUGAAAUUUCUGAGCUCCUAAUUGACAUUUUGUAUAUCAUGCCUGGUAUUGCUCUUAUACUUCAUGUAUCAUUAGUAAUUAAUUGUAAAUCAUUGUAAAUAAUUGUAUCUGAUUUUUUCCCUUAGUGUAUAUAUUUUAUCUAGUACACUUAAAAGGGAUGGGGAUGAAAACAAUCAAUGAAUGAACCUUGUGGUUUCUCCUUGUGUGUGUGUGUGUGUAUGUAUGCGUGUGUGUGUGUGUUUUUUUUUGUUGUUUUUUUUACGUGUCUUUCUUAUUCGUUUCAAGUUGGGCCAGCCAGUAACUUUUGUAGAAUUGUAAUAUCUCUUGUUAUUAUGUAUAAAUAGACUGUACAUAUAAAUGAUGAAGCAUCUUGACUCAUACAAUCAUGUACAUAAUGUUAUUGUAUACAAGUGGACUAAUACUGACCGACCAAGGGUAGUACUGUCUUUUUAGGAUAUGAAGAUGAAUUAUUUACAUUAAGCUUGUUUCUUGAGGUAUCUACUACCAUGAUCUGAGCUAACAUGAUGUUAUGAAAAUUUUUGCAUGUUGAAUUGUUGAUCUAAGUACAAGAAUUAUUUUCUUUACAUCCUAUCUUUUGAUUAAAAACUCAUUAACUACUGAAUUUUUGAAAGAUAGUGGUAGUUUCAAUAGAUUUUGGUGUUGAAUGCUUAAUAAAUUUGCUUUGUUGUCAGAAUUCUGUCUGUAGAUUACAAAAAAUUAUCUCUUCAAGUUGUUUUCAUGUAAAAAUGAUAGUUGUAGUAGCCAGUUAUUCUAUUUCAUUAUCUAAUGUAGUGUAUGAGAAGCCAUUUCUUUGUGAACUAAGUCAUUAUUUAUUCUAAUGAAAUUAAUAAAGCAGCAAACUGAACAA
Molecule: messenger RNA, 3977 nt
Organism: Frankliniella occidentalis (western flower thrips)
Lineage: Eukaryota; Metazoa; Arthropoda; Insecta; Thysanoptera; Thripidae
Exons: 9
Coding region: 318-2999 (893 amino acids)
Biological process (GO): G protein-coupled glutamate receptor signaling pathway; regulation of synaptic transmission, glutamatergic
Cellular component (GO): membrane
Molecular function (GO): adenylate cyclase inhibiting G protein-coupled glutamate receptor activity
Source: RefSeq, a predicted model, not a curated record